AUGGCAGUCGCUGGAGUCGUUCGUGCCGUCAUGGAGCAGCGGCAGCACGACGAUGAAGGAGUUGCGCGAGUGGCGGGCGCCACUGUUGCUGGGCAGCCCGGAUGUGGCGCGCUAUGUAGCCGACAACCUGCGAGGGCGGUCAACGGUCAAGCGACGGCUCAGGCGGCUUGCAAGACGAAGGCGCUGACAGGGGCUGACAUGGAUAGACAGGAUGGAGUAAUCGCCCGACUCGAAGGUGUGACGAAGCAAUACGAGGAAGGUCAGUUCGUGGUGCUACUGGGACCCAGCGGCUCGGGCAAGACAACCCUUCUGAAUAUGAUUGGCGGGCUGGACGUCCCAACUCGUGGACAGAUUUGGGUGGGCGGCAGCGAGAUCACAGACAUGAAUGAAGCCUCACUGACCCAUGUACAGGCGCAAGCAAGUGGGGUUUAUUUUUCAGUUCUUCAACCUCGUCCCUUCGCUCACCGCCGGAGAGAAUGUGGAGAUGGUCGCAGAACUGACGGGAAACAAGCGCAACGCCAUACCCGCACUCCGCUCUGUCGGUCUUGGCGACCGUAUAGGCCACUUUCCUGCGCAGCUCUCGGGCGGCGAGCAGCAGCGCGUAGCCAUCGCCAGGGCAUUGGCGAAGGGUCCUCGAUCCUGCUUGGGGAUGAACCAACGGGCGAUCUCGACUAUGAGACGGGCAAGAUGAUUCUGGGCCUGAUGAGGCGCAUCAAUCGAUCUGAGAACGCCACGAUCCUCCUGGUGACUCACAACGUGGCGAUAAGCCGUAUGGCCGACCGCGUUAUAAGAAUGCGCAGCGGAGAGAUAGUCGAGGAUAGAGCGGUGGAAAAUCCGAUUCACCCCGAAGACCUUGAGUGGUAG
Geodia barretti is the source of this 864-nucleotide messenger RNA. The record is from the annotation of a GenBank genome assembly. Lineage: Eukaryota; Metazoa; Porifera; Demospongiae; Tetractinellida; Geodiidae.